Dermacentor andersoni is the source of this 3174-nucleotide messenger RNA. RefSeq names its product pantetheinase-like. The record is from RefSeq and is a predicted model, not a curated record. NCBI's taxonomy places the organism in Eukaryota, Metazoa, Arthropoda, Arachnida, Ixodida, Ixodidae.
GUAUCACACAGUUGCUUAAACUGGGCUUUAACGGUGUACGUGUGUCAUUCUCACAUGGUUCGCCACAUCUCUGCUGUGUGACUGAUAACAAUCUUGUUCACAACGAUAACCGCCCUUGCCACUGGUAUCAAACGAUUGUACCGUUUGUUUGCGUAUUCGUCGUAUCACCGGUAUCACUCCUAUCGCUUGGUUCGCGACUCUACACUGUGGUAGAUAACAUUUUGCUGCAUCAUUGGCCUCGCCCACACGUUAGCAACAUAAAACCAGCUGCAUAUCACCCGCUGAACGGUACCUAGUGAGGAAAGUGCUCUGUAAGGAUACAUGUAGCAGCAGCUGGCAUCAAGCUACAUCAAGCCGCUGAACAACGCCCCCCACGUUUUUUUUUUCCUCAACAGCCGCCGCUUCGCUCUCAAAUCGGCACGAGUGAAGAACGCAACAGUCCAGUGACGAAGAUGCAUUGCCUGUGGCCCCUGUUCACUGCUGCACUGUGCUGCAGUGCUGCAUAUGCUUUCAAGGCUGCCGUUUAUGAGCAUGUACAGGAUGUCUCGUCUAAAGAGAGGGCAGAAGCAGUUGCUGUGAAUUUAGCAGCCUACAGAUUGGCCACUGCAAAUGCAUCCAGGGAGAAUGCGGACAUUAUUGUUUUUCCGGAAGACGGCAUCCUUUAUCGAUUCAAAAACAGGGAAGAAGUGGGCAAGUGGGCAGAGGACAUUCCAAAGGCUGGCGUAGUGCCCUGCGGGUCUGAGGAGACACCGCUUUUGGCCAACCUCAGCUGCCUGGCAAAAGAUCAUAAGAUGUACCUGGUGGCCAACAUUGUCGAUAAAAAGCCUUGCAAUGAGAGUGAACAUGACUGUCCUCGCGACAAGGUCAAGUAUUUCAACACUAAUGUGGCCUUUGACCGCAACGGAACACUUGUCUCCAGGUACCACAAGAACCACUUGUUUGUGGAGCCCUUUAUGAACCCUGCUGACCCAUAUGAAUUUGCCGUCUUUGAUACGGACUUUGGUGCCCGGGUGGGCAUGUUCAUCUGUUUUGACAUCCUCUUUGCUGAGUCGUCUCUGCUUGUUGAGAAACACAACGUCACCCUGGGUGUCAUGAGCAGCUGGUGGUUCGACGAGCUUCCUGCCUGGUAUUCAGUUGCAGUGCAGCAGGCCUGGUCUUUGCACAAUGGGAUUCCCCUGCUGGCAUCAGGAAUCCAGCGAUUGGAAAUGGGCUCCUUGGGAAGUGGCAUAUAUGGUGGAUUUCGGGGCCCACUCAACUACACCUACAGUCCAGAUGGAAAGAGCAAGCUGCUGCUGGCUGACCUAUCGAACACCACAUCACAGGAUCCCAGGUACCCUGGAGAUGUGCUCCAUCCGGAGAAGCGCUUCUUGAAGUAUGCAGAUGUUAGCGAUCAUGCUGCACAGGAGAUAACACAACCCCGUGGUGACAGCCGCGUCUGCCUUGGAGACUUUUGCUGCUCACUCUCAUACGAGACGGCAGAACUACGUGAUACGUUUGUGCUGCUCGCCAAGCAUGGACGGCAGAAUAUUGCCAAUUAUAUGGAGUUUGGCAUUCAGCAAUGCUUCCUUGCUGUGUGCGAGUCCGCAAACGGCACAGUCUGCAAGUCCUUCAAAACCAAGUCGGCAACAAAGUUCAACAAGUUACAGUUGACGGGCGCGUUUGCAACAAAUGCCAUCUUCCCCGUGCUGGCUUCGAAUGAGCUGGCCCUAACACCCAAGGACAAGUGGCAGUUUGAGAUAACCGCGGCCAAUGUGAGCAGCCUGACUCUCAAGGAAAAUGGCAAGGACGAGGACAUUCUGCAGGUUGCACUGUACGCCCGCCUCUAUGAGCUGGACAGGUUUAUCCACUGAUUUGACUCGUAUUGCUCAUUAUAGCUGGAGACCUGGUGCUGUACAUGUCAUGUGCAUGUGCUGCACAUAGACAUAAUGACAGUCACAAGUGUCCUCUGUGUCUACCAGUGAGAUUCUGGCUUUCACAGAAGCGGCUUUUUGCAUAUUUGGUUACGCUUUGGUUUUUCGCUUGUUAGGUUAGAUGUAAUAUUGCUGCAUCAAACUUAUUUUCUUUUUUGACUUUUGCUUCCUAAAGCUUUAUUGAUCACGAGUCGCAAUCGUGCUAUUUAGACAGUGAUCAAGCAUAUCCAUGAAGUAUUGGACAUGCAAUUUGCAUCGUUACUAUUAGUUCAUUGAUAAGAUGCAGCAAUAAUUCAAAUGAAAAUGCGAAAUGUAUCUAAUAAUAAAAUGGGAAAAAAUAGAAAGGGUCAGAUAUUGGUGAAGGUCAUCUUGCAGUUGACACCGGCUUGGCUGUUCUUAUGUUUUCUUUUCAAAAUAACAUCAUGCAAAACCCAGCAUUGCUAGAGAAUUUGCAAGAUUAACUUGCAACAAAGUUGCAACAAACUUGAUUUAAUGCCAACGAAGAAAGCUGUCAUCUGAAUUUUAUUAUGUGUGUCUGAUCUUUAGUCAUUAUUUGUGGUAUAUUGUUACUGAGCACUGUGAUGAUACCUGUUAGUGCCUGUUCAGCAUGCAAGCAUUGUGAACUGCUCAUAGCAGAUGUUUAUUUGAUGGUUGCUUCUUGCACUAAUAGCUCACUUCUUUUGUAGUGUGCUAAAAGUCAUAGGUCACAUUUUACUGUUCUUAAAGUCAGCAAGACAGCUUUUAUGAGGUACUCAUUAUCAUCCGUCUGCAUUUUUUGAACAAAAGUCUUGAGGUACCAACCUGCUAUAGUAAUGCAGGCUUUCCUUAAGCUACUGUAAAGGGACACUGGACUAAGCGUGUGAGGAGGCUCUCAUUUUUUGCACUAUGCAAGAAGGUAAGCUACUUCAAUUAGAUUCUAGUAAUAUACAGGUUAUGUAGUGUGUAAGUUAAACUGUGAUAAAAACUAUAUGUAUGAAUAAAUAUAUGUAGUUAUGUUAGCAGGUGUUGAAGUUGCUCCUUUAGAUGUUUUGGAGAAACAGUGAAUAACGUAAACAAUGAACAAUAAUGGCACAAAGGUGACUUCUUAAAUUCCUGUAAUAUCACACAAAGGUGUGCUUUCUUGCCAGCUUAUUCAACGACCAUCUUCACAAAGCAUUAAGACCUAUGCAAUGGUGAUGGAAUAUGUGCCUUCUGUUUAGUAUGUCUGUUCCACUAUGAAUUUGUGUUACUUGGACGAACAAUAAAGCUUGUUUGAACACUUGAA